AUGGUAUGCAGCAUCCAACUUAUAAUUAUUCGUGCUUUACGAAAAGCUACAGCAUUAACAAUAAAAAAUAAAAUUAAAGAAAGUGUUGUUAAUAUUAAAUCGAACGAAAUGAUCCUAACUUUACUUAAUAUUGAACUUGAAUUAAAAGUUAAACGUGAUAAUGCUGAAAUUCGUCUUGAUAAUGUUGCCAUGAAGCUGUUUUUUUUCUUGAAUGGAAUUUUUUCUUUAUUGAAAGUAUUUAUAUAUACAUAG
Messenger RNA from Rotaria sp. Silwood1, 252 nucleotides. The record is from the annotation of a GenBank genome assembly. Lineage: Eukaryota; Metazoa; Rotifera; Eurotatoria; Philodinida; Philodinidae.